AUGCCGAUGAAGCGAGUGACGCCGCCGCCCCAGUUCCGCGAUGAGCCUACCAAGGCGGCCGACAACAACAUACAGCACGAGGGUCUGCAUGGAGCUGAAGGACUGUACAAGAUACAGGCGCUGAUCGAACUGAUGGCCAAUCGCGCCCAGACGAACGAGAAUCCAGAGUAUCUGCUUCGUUGCGUUGGACUGGACUCGCAGCAGUUGCAGAACUUGAACAGUAAUAUG
Messenger RNA from Mesorhabditis spiculigera, 228 nucleotides. NCBI's taxonomy places the organism in Eukaryota, Metazoa, Nematoda, Chromadorea, Rhabditida, Rhabditidae. The record is from the annotation of a GenBank genome assembly.